Messenger RNA from Pseudovirgaria hyperparasitica, 2113 nucleotides. Its product is annotated as mitochondrial protein-like protein Fmp25. NCBI's taxonomy places the organism in Eukaryota, Fungi, Ascomycota, Dothideomycetes, Acrospermales, Acrospermaceae. Gene Ontology annotation, cellular component: mitochondrial inner membrane. The transcript has a single exon. The coding region runs from base 129 to 1904 and encodes 591 amino acids. Gene Ontology annotation, biological process: mitochondrial respiratory chain complex III assembly. The record is from RefSeq and is a predicted model, not a curated record.
GGAAUAUUGAUCCAUCUCCGCGCAACGGCUUACGAUCAGCUAUGUCUGCCUUCUGGUUUGCCCUUAAUGCCAUCAUGCCAUAAUUCUUUCUUACUGCUCUUUCCACGCUUCGAUUGUCAACUUUCACGAUGCUCAAAUCAAGGCCAAUCGCACAGGCAGCCUCGGCCAUAAAGAUAAGCUCUCGAGGGUUUCAUCCACAUCCUGGAACCGGAGACACAAGAGUUGCAACAAGGGUGUAUUCACCAUAUGCUGCACGGCGACAACAGCAUUUUUUCAGAUCAGUGGCCACAGUCAUAGUCCUUGGAUCCUUUGCCACAGCAUGGCAGUGGUCGCGAGAGUUGCACGCUGAGGAACCACCAGCGGCCAACGAGCCACAAUUCGAGAAGCCAAGGAAGAAGGCUUCGUCAAAGGAAGAGAACAGGGACAUCAUAAGCUCUCAGCACCUCCAAGUGCGACGGAGUUGGGAGAAUCCAGGCGUGUAUGCUUGGGGAUCGAACGCUGGAAAGGUUGUCGCUCCCGACUCAAACGAGCCAUUCAUAAAAACAGCCCGCCGAAUACCAUACUUUGAUGGCAAGGUUUUGAGGGAUGUUAAGCUUGACAAGACGUAUGGAGCUGCUAUCGAUGACAAAGGAGACCUCAUACAAUGGGGUACGCAGUUUUCUACGGAGGACUACACACCACAAGUUACCCUGCGCCACAAAGACCUCGUUUCCCUGUCUCUCUCCCGCGACCGUAUCAUAGCCUUGAGCUCAAAUGGCACAGUAUACAGCAUUCCGGCCUCCAAAUCUGACCAACAAGCCGGCUCCAAAUGCCAGGAAAGCUCCUGGGUUCCCUUCUGGACGUCACGAGCCAGUAUUAGCUAUCGGAAGAUCGAACCCUCGAACCUUGCUUGGGGCGAAAAGAUCUCUUCUGUGUCUUCUGGAAUCGAGCAUGCCCUACUACUUACUACUAAAGGCCGUGUCUAUUCCUUCGCCUCCGCUUCUGACACAUUUCCCUCACGCGGCCAGCUGGGCAUUCCCGGCCUUUUAUUCCGUACGCGACCAGCAGGUCCUGCUGAUCAACCUCACGAGAUCACCACUCUCCGCGGAUUCCCUAUAACACAAAUUUCUGCCGGCGACCAUCAUAGCCUAGCCGCCGAUCGCGAUGGUCGUGUCUUCGCGUUUGGUGAUAACUCUUUCGGCCAGCUAGGUCUCGACACAUCCGAGCCGUCUUUUGUCGACACUCCGGCCUUGGUGCCCCUCACACGUCUUUACUCUGGCACAUCACAGGUCCCGCGUGUGACGCGUAUCGCAGCAGGUGGGACGAACAGCUACUUCACUAUCGACGCAACACGGGUAGCCUCUGCUGCAGACGACGAGUCUGAAUCGCGCUCAGCGCGUCUGGCAAUGGGACGCGUGACGGCCGAUACCUGGGCUUGUGGGCAAGGUAUCUGGGGUGCACUCGGCAACGGACGAUGGACGCAUGUCGCGUCUACCCCUGUCAAGAUUCCCUCCCUCUCUGGCCUUUACGAGUAUGACGAGGCUGCCAAGCAAGCCAUCCCAAUCCGCCUAGCACGUCUCUCAGUCGGCACAAACCACGUCGCAGCAGUCAUGGACAACGUGACAGAAGUCUCGGCAGCUGACUCGAGGUACGCGAGUGAAAACGCCACGAAUUGGGGCGCAGACAUCCUAUUCUUCGGGAACAACGAGUUUUACCAGCUCGGCACGGGCAAGCGGAAUAACGUGAGCAACCCGGUGUAUAUCCAGCCACUGGAUGCCGUAGCGGAGCGGAAGGUGCGUGGCAAGGAAGAGCAUCGUUUUCAGAUCACGCCGAAGAAGAAGGUCAGCGUGAAUGGCAGGAAAGUCGAGAUGGAGCAGAGAGUGGAGUGUGGAAGGCAUGUAACGGCUGUGUACUCUGGAGUAUAAGCCGCGAAGGAGGCGAAGGUGAUGUCUCCGAGCAGACUGAAGUGUCAGCAACAGGAGGGCAUUAUCAGUGUUAUUAGCGUUCUCACGGCCCCAUGUCAUGUAAAUAGUAUUCCGUCCAUUUCGGUCAUGUAUUGAUCCUUAACGAUAUGCUACAUACUUCUAAAGAUAUUCCUGAGCAGAGAAUCAUGACCGUCAUACCAAUCUAACAA